Molecule: messenger RNA, 2372 nt
Organism: Cynoglossus semilaevis (tongue sole)
Lineage: Eukaryota; Metazoa; Chordata; Actinopteri; Pleuronectiformes; Cynoglossidae
Gene: cldn10d
Product: claudin 10d
Exons: 6
Coding region: 1258-2010 (250 amino acids)
Cellular component (GO): membrane; bicellular tight junction
Molecular function (GO): structural molecule activity
Source: RefSeq, a predicted model, not a curated record
AUUUAUAUGGCUUGAAUAAUGUUAAUGUGCUGAAGUGUGUAAGACCUAUUUUGUCAAAAUAGUAACAAAUUAACAAAUCAGAUCAACCAAAGAUCACAGUGACAGUGAAGGGUGGGCUGAAUCUUCUUUGUUUGCUCUAAGUCAACAUUUAGAGGUCAACAUACAGCAGAAAAGAUAAGACAAAGAUACAGAACUAACUGAGCUAAACUUCCACCCUCUCAUAUUGUUUUUAACAAAAAGGUUCAAAAAAUAAAAUGUAGUCUCUGUCCUCUGUCGCACCAGAAUGGAUGGAUGGAUAGAUAGAUACUGUAGAUAGAUAGAUAGGUAGAUGGAUAGACAGUUAGCAAAAUGGUUCAAGCAUGUCUUUGAACCUAGAGUGGUUGUAACAUCAUCCUGUGUGUCACUGUCAGUGACCCCUCAUUGUGGGUUCCAUAACUGUUUAUACAUAAACACUGCAGUUGAACCUUUUCUGUUUAACUCAGCAGAGCCAACUCAGCUAAACCGUCUCAUGAAACCAAAGUAGUUUUCUCCAAAUAACGCUUUUCUUGGAAAAAUGUUCUAAACAUGACGACGAUGAUGCAAGAGUUGUAAGGGGCAAACAAAACAACAUUUAUACCUCUACAGAAAAAGUCAUAGAGAUGUCAAACCAAUUUCACACACACAGCAGGUCAUCUUGCCCUUAACUGGAUGUCAGUAAUGAUUAUAUACUUUCUUUAAGUAUAUUAGUAUCAGUGUUAAUUAUUUAUUUUCUUUUUUAAUUAGUAAAAUACUUAGGUUUAUAAUGAGAAAAUAAACCUAUUGUAUUAGCUGCUUGCACUGUAGUAUUAUAUAUAACUUACAUUUUUUUAAAAACAUACUGUGUUUUUUAUGGGGUUGUAUUGAUUUGAUUUUGUAUUUUGUGGGGUCCCGAGUGGGGUAACUUCUUUAAGUGGAAUUGUCAAAAUGGACAAUGUAACCAAGGGCAGUAGGGCACACAAAAAAGACUCACCUUGACCUUUACACAUUCACACACAUCACUGAGUUGAAAUGUUGUUGGUAACUCUCAUGAUAAAGUAUCUACACUCCUAGUUUCUCUAUGGACUUCGGCGUAGGCAUUCUGCUUAUGUUUUAAUAUUCUAAUAUUCCAUAUAAAACUAAAUUGUUAUUCUUAGAGAAUGACUCAUUUUGGUUUCUCUGCAGUGCUGGGAACAGGAAGGAUGCUGACUGGACAAAACUGUCUAAAAGAUAAGACAAGAUACUGGCGGCAGGAUAGUGGUGAUGUACAUGGAGCUCGGUUGCUUCGUGUGCUGUCUGUGCGGCUGGAUCCUGGUCUGUUCCACUCUUCCCACAGAGUACUGGACGUUCUCUGAGGUGGGCAGCGUUGUGAUGACCACCUCCAACUACUACUCCAACCUGUGGAGGGACUGCAUCUCUGACACCACAGGGGUCUCCGAUUGCAAGGACUACCCGUCCAUGCUGGCCCUGCCAGUGUUCUUGCAUGGCUGCAGGGCACUGGCAAUCUGCUCCGUCAUCACUGGCUUUUUCGGAGGUGUUCUCACACUCAUCGGAAUGAAGUGCACUAAAAUUGGAGGGUCGGAGAUCGCAAACGCCAGAGUUACCUUCUCUGGGGGGUUAACCUACCUGGUCUCUGGGUUCUGUGGCAUGAUCACGUACUCCUGGUGGGGGAACAAGGUGGUAAGAGAGUACCUGGAUCCUACUUUUACAGCUCAAAAGUUUGAAAUUGGAGCAGGUGUUUUUGUUGGUUGGGGAGGCUCCACCCUCCUGAUGUGUGGAUCAGCAGUGUUGAGUUUCUUCGCUGGAAGAGAAGUUCUACCAUCCAGUUCCCCAAAGAAGCAUUAUAGACCACACACCUAUGUCACUGCCAAGACCAGACGGACCUACAUGCUGCCGCCCACGUCCUCCAGAGUGACCCUUGUUCCUCCGCUGUUUUACGAAGGCAGACGGAGCCGAGAUCCCAGAGUGACUCCCAGAAGCAGCCGACCCAACUUCAGCAGGGACAGCUUUGUCUGAGCCCACACUUUCAGUGCAGGAAGGGAACUUUAAAGACGGGGACUAAACUGGCUUUUAUUUUUAGAAAACCACGUCUUUGAAAACAUUUCAGUUCUUGUUCCAAAGUACAUUAAGAAAAACUUAAAUUUUACCUCAGCGCAGGGCGGGAACAGAGCUACAGUGGUGCCAUGUGUACUUAAAUCACUGAUUUUCUUUAUGUACUCAAGUCAAGUAAGUGGUUUAGCAACAACAGAUUCUACAUUUAUGAAUAGAAGCCAACGAUGAUAACAGUGAGAUGUUGUUAAAUUAUAGACGAAUGUACAUUCUUUUAUUUCUAUAACAUACGUAUGUUUUCUUCAAAUAAAGCUGUAUUUCUAACAAUU